CAGUUGUUUGAAACAAGUGUAGGUGCGCUAAUUUCGGAGAUUAUAGUGUGAUCUUUUUCGGAAAAAAUCGUAUAAUAAGUUAGUUGUUACUAAUGAAAAUGUCUUUUACUAGUGACCAUGGGCCGUGGGAGAAUAAUAAUGGCGCCGAAUUUCCGGGCUACCCAAAUGAUAUAAAUGGCUACGGACCGUUAUGGGACCCACAUCACUUUCCUGGACAAAAUCCACCUUUGGGCAGUUAUCCAGACAUUCUCACAGCUUUUAAUUCGGACUUAGUUUGGCCACGGCAACAAUGCGGUGGUUUGGUGUCCAACAGAAUAGGAAGAAACAGUACUUCCAAUGGUACCCAGUCAACAAAGAAAACUAGAAGGAGGGUGGCCACUAUGGCCCAACGCAGAGCAGCUAACAUCAGGGAGAGAAGACGAAUGUUUAACCUAAACGAAGCGUUUGAUAAACUGAGACGAAAGGUUCCAACAUUCGCAUAUGAAAAACGGUUGUCUAGGAUCGAAACGCUCCGUCUGGCCAUUACCUACAUAAGCUUUAUGACAGAACUAUUACACGGGCAUCCCUUAGACCACAAAAGUGGCGAAAUAUAUUCUCAAAGAGAAUACAUUCCAUACGGAAUAAUUAACUAAGUACUAUAUGCAAUGCAUCUUGUCAAUUUUUGUCAAUGUAAACAUUAAAUAUUUGUGAACCGAUGGCAGGCGUUAUGUAUACAGGG
Messenger RNA from Sitophilus oryzae (rice weevil), 718 nucleotides. RefSeq names its product protein Fer3 (gene Fer3). Gene Ontology annotation, biological process: regulation of transcription by RNA polymerase II; developmental process. The record is from RefSeq and is a predicted model, not a curated record. Gene Ontology annotation, molecular function: RNA polymerase II transcription regulatory region sequence-specific DNA binding; DNA-binding transcription factor activity, RNA polymerase II-specific; protein dimerization activity. Bases 93 to 632 code for a protein of 179 amino acids. Lineage: Eukaryota; Metazoa; Arthropoda; Insecta; Coleoptera; Curculionidae. The transcript has 4 exons.